Bombus huntii is the source of this 9609-nucleotide messenger RNA. RefSeq names its product mucin-5AC-like. NCBI's taxonomy places the organism in Eukaryota, Metazoa, Arthropoda, Insecta, Hymenoptera, Apidae. Gene Ontology annotation, cellular component: CERF complex. The transcript is spliced from 9 exons. Gene Ontology annotation, biological process: chromatin remodeling. The record is from RefSeq and is a predicted model, not a curated record. The coding region runs from base 729 to 7871 and encodes 2380 amino acids. Gene Ontology annotation, molecular function: protein binding.
UCGCGUAGUGCGUCUCAGAAAACUAUCCUUGUCGACAUAACACACGUACACGUACGCACACAGACGCGUACAUGAAAUCGAAUUUUAAAACCAGGGGAAAACUGAAACUGUCGCGGCGGUGAGACCAUAUAUACACGUUAGACAUUUCUUAUUUUGCGUUAAUGUGGUCACGGAUCGAAACUAGUGCACGAUUCAUUGUCGAGGAAGAAGCUGGUGGUUGUUUUGAGGCUGGAGUGUUACUCGAUUAGAAUGGUUGCGAGUGUCGCGCGCAUCGCUGGCAACCCGUGCAGUGUUGUCGCGCAGCCAAAAUAAAAUCGGCGGUAGCCGUUCCUUGGGAACUGCCAGUGGACGAAUGUACUUCGCUAUUCGCUGUUUAACGCAGGCAGGACCAAGCUAUGUGGAAUUGCCCGCUCUUUUAUCUCUACGAAGACUAUGGGUGUCAUAGCCCUCUGAUGUGUAUCCCGGUAUUUUAAAAACGAUUCAGCUCCACCGAGCUGAAAAGUGUUUUGCUUGGCUAUUACACGCGUUAACCAUUCACCUUCUGCGUUUUUCUUCUCUCUUCGUCAGUCAUAACUGAUUCAGUUUGGAUCACACGCUGCUCUAGGAAAAAAAAAUAAAGUUUCGUCUAGGAAAAAUUGCCAAGGCAACACGCGAUUCAUCGUGCUGUCUUCAACAACCUUUAUCCGCCCUGACGUGAUUCGCCCGGUUUGCCCGCCACAGGACGGGUUAUGUUUCCCACUUUCAUCGGAAUCCUAGACAUUCAAUCGUGGUGGGAGGUGCCAAGUAUAGCACACUUCUGCUCAUUAUUUAGGGCUGCCUUCAAUCUCCUGGACUUUGAUAUUGAGGAUUUAGAAGAAGCUUUGUUAACGGAUGGUGGAACCGAGGGACGUUUAGUACAGGAGCUAAUAGUCAGGUUACUUGAAGGUUGUUUACCAAAUGACACGCGCAAUGACAUCUCAACCUUUAACUAUCAGAUGUUUCUUCGUAGACUUUUUAGAAAGAAAUGUCAGGAAUACAAAUGUGAAAAUCCUUUUAAUACAGAUGUAGAUUUUGAGUUACUACCACUCCGUCAAAAAGUAGAAAUUUUACGUGCUCUCUGCGACUUUCGGCUUGACGCUGAAGACGUGGAGCAAUCAUUAGGUAAUUUGGACUCGGAUAGCCUGCGAGUCGAACCUUUAGGACAUGAUCGUAAGAAUUCUGCCUAUUGGUACUUUUACGGCACUCGAUUAUAUAGGGAGGACUACAUUGAUACUUCUAACAGCAUCUCGCACAAACAGAAAAGUAAGCCUAGGGAUAAAAAGCGUAAAAGACGACGAAACAGAGUGGCGAAGGAGGAAGAGGAAGAGGAGGAGAAGAAGGAGGACAGUUUAAUACACGGGAAAGCAAAAGAAAGUGUUUGGCAGGUUGUCUGCUUUACUCAGCAGGACUGGAGCCGUCUAGUUGAAAAAUUUCGUGAUUCGGAGUACGAUACCGAACGUAAACUUUACCGUACUCUGUCCGAGGAUUUCAUGCCUGAAAUCCCGAAACUUUUUGAUUUAAAAGAAAAACAGCAAAGGCGCAAAUUGUUACAACGUAAUAGUUCGCGUGUACUUCGAAGUCACGAACCAACGACACAGAUGGAAACAGUCAUGGUUAGAUCGAAGAUCAAAACUAAAACAAACAAAGGGAGUAAAAAGGGGACUCAGAAUUCAAAGAAUGUUUAUGUUAAAGAGGAGACACCUCCACCCUUACCUUCACCGCCGAUUCAAAAAAAAGGACGGCAAACUAAUAAUUCGUUGGCUUCAGCUGUUGGUCAAAUUGUGAUUCACACUAGGGACGAAGUGGAGGGAUUAGAAAAAAAGAAAGGCAUUGGAAAUAAUAGCGAUGGAAAUUAUGUAUCCUCUAAUUACGGAUAUAAAUACGGUUACUCGUUUGGAAUUGAGGAAGAAGAACGUCGAGUUGGAAUGCACAAAGUUCUUGAAAGUCUCAAAGAUCAUGUGGAUGCUUGGCCAUUCAUUGACCCUGUGGAUGAAGAAUAUGCCCCAAGGUACUAUAGCGUGGUGCGAAAACCUAUGGACCUUAGUACAAUGGAGGAGAAACUUGAAAAUGGUUUAUACAAAAGUUUAAGUGAAUUCAAACGUGAUUUUCGACUUAUAGUAGAUAAUUGUAGGCAAUAUAAUGGCUCUGAUAAUGAGUACACAGAAAUGGCAUUUAACCUUAAGGAAGCAUUUGACAAAGCAGUGGGACGUUACUUAGAAUCGGAAACAUCUAGCGACGAGGAUCCUUCGUCACCGAAGUCGUUUCUUGCUACUCCCGCAUCUCCGUCGUGUCCUUCUCGCAUUUCGUCUCCUCAUCAGAAUAGAAAACGUUCGAAAAAAUCUACGAAAAAAUCGAAAUCAUAUAAAUCUGAAAGCAAAGGAAAAUCUAAAGCGAAUGAUAAGAACGACGAAGAAGAAAAACGGGGCAAAAAUUAUAAACUUCCGAAGAAAAAAAGAGGUAAGAAGAAGAGUAAAAGAGCAAAGGACGAAGAAUCAGUAAACGAAGAAGAACAAGAAGAGCAAGAAAGCGAGGAUGCAAUGUCUGAAUCGAGUGUCAUAACAGCAAAAAGAAGGAAACACGUUGACGAAAAUAAUUUAUUGUUAAAAACCAAAAAGCUAACAUCCAAAGAAUCAGAGGAGUUUAAGAAGAUAGAUAAAAAAGUUAAUAAAGAACGUCAUCAACAAAAAAAGGAAGCGGAAAAUGUGCGGCCGAUGAAAGAAUCGAAAGAGAAUAAGAAGCGAAAAGAAGACUUCGAAGAAGAUUAUGAGCCCCUAGUCGUCGUAAAAAGUAAAAAUAGGAAAAUCGAGAAGAAGGAACUCGAGGAGACGGAAGUAUUUACAGAUAACGCGAAGAAGAACAAAUUGAAGAAAACCGAAUCUCACGAAAAUGAACCAUUACCGGAGAAUAAAGAGAAAACGCAGCAUAUCAAAGUUAAGAAGAAUCGAAAGAAGGAAAAGACGGGGUUAAAGGCUUUUAAAUCUGACGAGAAGUCUGAAAAAAGCCGUAUUAAGGAUAAAGAGAAAAAAUCAAAACAGAAAAACGAUGAACUUAAAAACGGAGAGAUAUCAAGUGAAAUAGAUUCCAAAGAUUUAGAUUUAGAAAGCGAUGUAGAUUCAAAAGAAACACAUACGUCUAAGAAAAUUCCUGCAUUUAUAGGUGAUAAAGAUAUAGAAUCGUUGGAUGGUUUAAAAGAUAAAAUAAGCGAGAGGAGGCGAGAGGAGAAAUUGAAAAAUGAGAAGGAGAAACAGAAGAAAACUGGAAAAAACGACCUUCACAAUAUGUAUUCAAAAAAAGUGCCUUCAAAUGGUAGUACCUUUCAUGACAGCGAUAAAUCCAGCGUAAAACGACCAAAGUUGAAAAAGGGAAUAAAAGAAGAAAAAGUUCCUAUCAUGGAAGAUCCUGUCAAGACUCAAGACCAAGAAGUCGCUGAGACUAAGAAAGUAAAAGUAGCUCAGUCGAAACAUACCAAAGGAUUUGGAAAAGAAGAAAGCUCCAUGCAAGCAUUGAAUCAGGCAACAGAACAGACGCUUCAUGAUAUCAACAAAUGGUUAGAUGACGCACCAAGACUCUCUGAAUUUUCUUCAGGAAGUGAUUCUCCAAUAUUUCAUUCUUCGUCCGUCGAAUCUGGCCGAUCAGGUCCAAAAGUAGAAGCACCAAGGAAACGACCAAGUUCCAUCAAAAUCUUCGGUCCUCACGGACCUAGCAGGCCCAAAAAGAUCCAACGUACGAUAGAUCGCUUACAACCUGGAAAAAGUAAGGGAAAUUUGCUUCUAAAAAAACCAUUGAACUUACCUAACGUUAAUGCUGCUGAAAUGACUGUGCAAUUGACCAGCGACAAUGAUCAAACAAACAAGAACACGGAGGAAGAACCAAAACUUAGUUUAGGAACUGUUUUGAAAAAUGUGGAUUCCAUACAGUUAAUUUGUAAAAGUUUAGUUUCCUCGCCCAAUCCCAAUUUUUCUAACGACGAUGAAGAAGAAGACCACAAUACUCUUCCUGCAGUUCCGGUGUCUAGUCUUAGAGAAGAGAAAACAUCCGGAAUAACGACAACGCAAACACCUGCCAUUGUAGAAGAGUCUAAAGAUAAUCAAUCUAACGCAAAGGACACGCAGAAGCCCAAAACAGCAACACCAAAUUUGAGUGCUUGGUUUAAAGCAUUCGGAGCGCCAAAGUCGAAGAAGAAAGACGAAGAGUCGGAGGAUGGUAUAACGAAGAAGGAUGGUGAAUUGCAGGAAGUGUUUUGUGGUAGACAAAGAAGAAUGAGUACCGGUGGCAGUAGUGUAAGUGAAUCUGUUUCGAGUUUCUCCCAGGAGUCACCACCUGGACGUUCAGGUCGAUCUCCGCAAGGUCAACCGAUAAUGGCUUCGGUCGAGCCACAGAUUAGAGGAGCCGGAUUCUAUCAGGACGCUUUAUCAACAGGAAGUAGCCCUUACAAUAGUCCCUAUUAUGCUACACCUCCAAGAUACAGCGCUCAAUUACCCCCCACUCCAUCCCCACAAAAUCAUCCGUUAUCUCCAGCCUAUCCAUCAUCAUCGUACGAACAGGCGCCUCUUUAUUCCCAGAUACCGACCCAACAGUCGCAUCAAACGUUUCAGAAAUCACCUCAAGAAAAUUCUGGGGAGAUAUAUCAUCAGUUAUCACCCACAUUUCCUCAGCGAUCUCCUCAAACUAAUUUUCCUCAGAAUUUGACACAAAACGAGUCAUAUAAUCAACCAUUGCAAUCUUCUAAUCAGAGUCAAUCUCCUGUUUAUUCACAGCAUUCACCACAACCCAUACAACAGAUAUAUCCUCAACCUUCUCCGCAGCCACCACCAUCGAAUUAUUCUCAACCAUCUCCUCAGCAACCAUCUACUCCUAAAUAUUCACAACUAUCUCCGCAACAAAAUGCUGCCAAUUAUUCUCAGCCAUCUCCGCAAGCUGCUAAUUAUUCUCAACCUUCGCCUCAGCAACCGCAUUCACCUUACUCUCAGGCAUCUCCCCAAGCACCGCCAAAUUAUUCUCAACCAUCUCCACAACAACAACCUUCUCCAUAUGCACAAUCUCCACAGCAGUCGUCUGGAUACUCCCAGAUGUCUCCUCAACCACCACCAUCAAAUUAUUCUCAACAAUCGCCACAACCACCUUCCAAUUACUCUCAACAAUCGCCACAACCACCUUCCAAUUAUUCUCAGCCAUCGCCACAACCACCAUCCAAUUAUUCUCAAGCAUCACCUCAACCACCUUCCAAUUAUUCUCAACCAUCGCCACAGCCACCUUCCAAUUAUUCUCAGCCAUCACCACAGGCACCUUCCAGUUAUUCUCAACCAUCGCCACAGCCACCUUCCAAUUAUUCUCAACCAUCGCCACAGCCACCUUCCAAUUAUUCUCAGCCAUCGCCACAGCCACCUUCCAAUUAUUCUCAACCAUCGCCACAGCCACCUUCCAAUUAUUCCCAGCCAUCGCCUCAACCUCCUCCAGUGUAUUCUCAACAGUCUCAAUCUUCAAAUUUCUCACAUCCAUCACCUCAGACACAUUCUGCCAGCUACACGCAAUCCUCACCUCAACCUCUCACAACAGGCUACUCCCAGCCAUCGCCUCAACCUCGAAACUAUUCUCAACCUUCGCCUCAACAAAUCCAAACUUUUCCUCAACAUUCCCCACAAGCACCGCCUUCAUACUCUCAACCUUCUCCUCAGAAUGCAGCAUAUUCACAGCCUCAACAAUCGCCUCAGCAACCAGUUAAGUAUUCUCAGCCUUCUCCUCAACAACCUGCCAAUUACUCACACUCGAUACACUCGCCUCAAACGCCACAAAAUUAUUCGCAGUUGUCUCCUCAGCAACCACCGCCAAGCAACUACUCUCAGCCUUCACCAUCGCCUCAGCAAUCCCGAAACUACUCUCAAACGUCUCCAUCGCCUCAGCAGUCCCGUAACUAUUCCCAACCAUCACCAUCUCCUCAACAAUCACAUACUUACACUCAACCAGCGCCAUCGCCUCAGCAAACCCGCAAUUACUCUCAACCGUCACCUCAGCAAAAGUCCGCAUGCACAUCACAGGCGUCGCAAUCUUCGCAACAGCCUUCGAAUUACUCGCAACCGUCUCCACAACAAAGUACAAACUACAGUCUACAGCAACCACAACCACAAUCACAAAAGAGCUCAGAAGAUUAUCCACAAGCUGCGUCGGCGCCUUCAAAUUAUUCUCACGGAUAUAAACAGAACCAUUCAUAUAUUCAGUCUUCAGUAUCGUCAACAUUAAACGAAACAGAACACCGGACUGAUUACUUGAAAUCUAGUACUACAGAGAAGUCUUCGAGCACGGAGCAGCAGAGGAAUUUUGCUGUACCACCGGAGGCUGCAUCGUUAAACCUAAAUGCGAAUCAUCAGAUUUAUCAGUCACCAAACCAGUACCCACCAACGUUUGGCAAUAACUAUCCUAAUAUCGACCUCCAGAGGUCUGUUUCGAGGCACGGCGGUCAGGAACAGUCACAACAACAGCAACAAACGUCCCAGGAGCGGCCUAGUUUCACCGACCUCAGCAAUUCUCUGAACACUCAGAAGUACGCUCAACAGCGGUCGUUCCUUGGUAAGACGUCGAGUACCAGCGAACAGCUCUCAACGCAAGAUCAGUCGCAAAUCCUAGCAUUCCAACAAAAUCUGACAACUCAUGAAUCUCUUUAUCCUAGUGGUUUCCAAUCGUCUGGUUAUCCGAUGCCAAAUUCUAGACCCGUGUAUCCAAGUCCACAUUACUUCGAUGCCAGUUCAAAGGCUGCGACUAACAGCGGACCGGUGAACAGCUCGACCAGUAAUUUGCCUCCAGUGAAGAAACGAAUUUACAAUGAAUCGUCUACAGAGGCGUCUCGCGGUUUGACGCAAGAAACGGCAGCGAGAACGGGCCAGGAACAAUUUAGCUUCGACCCCAUAAUGGCAUUGCCGCAACCUGAAGCAGUUUCAGCUAGUCAAUUCGACACUGCGUUUGUCGGCAACCUAGCCGAUUCCGUAGCGACGAAUCCAGCGUAUGCACGUCUAGGCCUAGGUUUGGUCAGCCGUACUGGUAAAGAACAACAACAGUUGUUGACCAUUCCUCGACCACCACAGACGAAGCCAGAACACCUGGCGUACGCCCGUAGUCCAGCAUCCGGCGCAGCGGAAAUAGAUCUGAACUUGCUUCAAAGUUUGCAGACGGCAGCAGCGAAGAAUACACAGGGUAUUCUGUCAAUGUCGUCGUCUCGCAGAGGUGGAGAAGCGUCUAGUAGUUCUACGCCGACACCUGUGAAAACGAAAAAGAGCAGAAAGAGCAAACAGCAACAGCAAGAGCAACAAAACGUAACAAGCGUCUCGUCGGCGGUUAGCACGGAACCACAAUCUGGUACAGGUAUACCUGGUUUUCCACAAUACACGGGAACAUCAGCUGACUCGAUUGGUCUAAAGAAUACCACCAUGGUUCCACCAGCUGGGAGUGCCUUUAAUUUCGCUGCGUCAACCAGUACCACGACCAGUUCACCUUUCUACGAUAAAGACGCAUCAGCUGCAGCGGCUGCGUUCGCAUUUUUGGAUGAGUUUCGGAAUCCAAAUAGUUACUAUAGCAUGGCGCUCAGGCAACAGCAGCAACAACAACAACAGCAAGUUCCGCCAGUUACGGACGCCACGCAACAAGCCUGUAACAAGCUUAGCAAUCAACCGCCGAGAAAUUAUCCGCCUCACCCUUUCCUUCAUUCCGCUCAGAGAUCAGCAGCUUACGGGCCUCCUGUGUCUGCUUAUGUAACGCCUCAUGGGCCAAACUUAACGAUGGAUCCGACCGCUUAUCAACAGUACAUUCAUUCCCUGUACGCGCUUCAACCGCCGCCCCAUCAUCAUCGACCGUCCUGGCUUUAGCCGUUAAAAUCUUUGUAAUGGGCGUUUUGGAACGAUUGUAUGUGACAUUUCGGUGGAUAUACCGUCCCCAUCGAGAAGCUGGAGGAAAUGAUAUUUCGAAUAUGUUAUCUGUUGAUAGCAGUGGCAGUAGAUUUCUGUUUUACCGAACAAGUUGCGUUAGUGUUUUAUUCACCAUUCGGGUGAAAUGCGAUAAAAAAUUUUAUCGCGAUUGUAAAUAUUGUUUCGUCUAACUUUAUCUCGCUCUUCAACCGUAAUCAAGACUUUCUUCUUUCUAGGGAAAAGGAAACGGUAUCGAUAUUUUUCCCCUUUAAUCCAUGUGACUAGGCAUGAAGUCCUUGUGUAUUAUAGAAUGAUAAUGACCUUCCUAAUUUUUUUUCUUUUUCUUUUUUAAUGAAGCAAUUUAUUUAUUUUUCGUUUAUAUACGUAUAAUUCAGAAUGACUUCUUUUAUUUUCAUUAACAACUUUUUUAUUUUUUUUUUUAAGAAAAAUCUCGGUACUGUGAUAAGGGUGGAAGACUGUACUGAUUACUAUAUCCCUUGAGAUUGUCGAUGCACUACAGACUCGUGAAAGGUCAAACAGUAAAAAAGAAUGCGGUGCAAGAUUUUCGAUCAUUUAUUUUUUCUGAUCUCUCUCUUCUUUCUCCUUUUUUUCUUUUAUAAAUAUUAUUUUACUGAUUGACUAGCGAAUAACGGGUUUUUAAAAGCUCUCUGCGAGAUCAGGAUGUGUGGUCUUUCCACCGGCUUGUCUUUCCCAUUCGCGUUUGUUUCCUUUUUUAUUAAAAACCAUACGGAUCUUUGAAAUUUUUACACGAUAUAUCAGAACGAAAAUAGUUUACCUUUUCAAGGGUAUUCUAUUAUGUAGUCAUAUGUACAUAAAGAAUAAGCCUACUUAUUGUAGGAAUUUUUGAUAGUUUUUUUCUAAUAACUAGUCGACAGCUUAGACGUAAGUUGAGUCGCUAGUAGCUGGAAGUAACCUUCUAUCAAAAGUUCCUCUUAUCUAUCGCGCUCUCGAUGGCGUCUCGUUUUGUUUCUUAAUCUAUAUUGAGAUACGGAUUAUGCAAUAUUCGUUUUUUUUAACGUAAAAGAAAAGAAAAAUGAUGGCCCAUUUCAUAACUGUGCUCGUAAUUGUCUUGCCUGUGGAAAAUACAUUGUUCCCUCUCUUUUGUGUUCAAACAAAUAAAAAAUAAGAAAAAAUUUACUAGACAUGCAAGAAACAUAUAGAGAGAGUAUACGUGACGUCUGAUUUUCAAAAGAUUUCUGUAUGAUAUCGAGCGCACUGUUGCUGGCGUAUCUUGUGUAGAGUAUAUAGAUUCAUUAGUGUGUAAGCUAGAACAUUUGUUUCUUUGUAUAUAAAAUACAUAUCUCCUUCAUAGACGAUGUGCUCGAUGUAAAGAAAGAUUUACAAAGUCAAUGACCUUGUAGAAUCAUCUGCGGUAGAUUAAAAAGAAGAUGAAUAAAAACACAAUGGGAAAUUGUAGGGACAUAGACAAGGAUGAAAGAUGUAUGUACAUCGUGUGUAUGUGUGAGCGGACAUGAGUGUGCGUCGUAUCUCAUGGUCGAGGACGAAAUAAAGUGUAAUACGCCGCAAUCAUACAUUAACCCACCUUAUUGCUAAAAAACAGAAGGAAGCGGAAUAUUAAAAACUUAUAAAUAUAUACAUAUAUAUAUAUAUAUAUAUAUAUUGUAAAUGUAUAUUGUAAAUGUAUCUGAUGACAGAUUAAAGCACAGUUUGUUACAAA